GAUCCCGGAGCUGGGCGGAACGGAUGGCGCGGGAAUUAUGCGUCACCAUCUGGGCGGGGUGGAGCUGCGCUGACGUCAUCACCCCGGCACCUGCCAACAUGGAAGGUGGCGGCGCUAGCGUUGUUGUCGGGGCCCAACGAGCUGUAGGCUCUGGAGCGGCUGCGGCGACAGUCCGGGAGCUUCUGCAGGACGAAUGUUAUAGGGAUUUUUUAAAUGAAGAUUUUGAUGUGAAGACUUAUACUUCCCAAUCUAUUCAUCAAGCUGUAAUUGCUGAACAACUAGCAAAACUUGCCCAAGGAAUCAGUCAGUUGGAUAAAGAAUUACACCUACAGGUUGUUGCAAGACAUGAAGAUUUACUGGCACAGGCAACUGGCAUUGAGUCUUUGGAAGGUGUUCUUCAGAUGAUGCAGACAAGAAUUGGAGCUCUACAGAGUGCUGUUGAUAGGAUGAAAGCAAAAAUUGUUGAGCCAUACAAUAAAAUAGUAGCCCGUACUGCACAACUAGCAAGACUUCAGGUUGCCUGUGACUUGCUUCGGAGAAUAAUUCGAAUUUUAUAUCUCAGCAAGAGACUCCAAGGACAACUGCAAGGGGGAAGUAAAGAGAUAACAAAAGCUGCUCAGAGUCUUAAUGAACUUGAUUAUCUUUCUCAAGGAAUAGACCUUUCUGGAAUAGAAGUAAUAGAAAAUGAUCUGCUUUUUAUUGGAAGAGCUCGACUUGAAGUGGAAAAUCAAGCUAAGCGCUUAUUGGAGCAAGGUGUGGAGACUCAGAAUCCCACCCAAGUCGGGACAGCGCUUCAAGUUUUCCAUAAUCUUGGAACUUUGAAGGAAACUAUUACCAAUGUCAUGGAUGGAUAUUGUGCUGCUGUAGAAGAAAGUAUCAACAGUGCAUUAGACAUCAAAGUCUUGACUCAGCCUUCACAGUCAGCUGUGAGAGGGGGACCUGGACGAUCUACUAUGCCAACCCCAGGAAAUACUGCAGCUUUCCGUGCUUCUCUUUGGACCAAUAUGGAAAAACUUAUGGAUCAUAUUUGUGCAGUUUGUGGACAGGUUCAACAUCUCCAAAAAAUAUUAGCCAAGAAAAGGGAUCCUGUUUCUCAUGUUUGCUUCAUUGAAGAAAUAGUCAAGGAUGGAAAACCUGAAAUUUUAUAUACUUUUUGGAAUUCAGUUACUCAAGCACUUUCAUCUCAGUUCCAUAAGGCAACGAAUUCUUCUACAUUUUUGAAGCAGGCAUUCGAAGGAGAAUACCCUAAAUUAUUGCGUCUUUAUAAUGAUCUAUGGAAGCGUCUUCAACAAUACAGCCAAAAUAUUCACGGAAAGUUUAUUGCAAGUGGAACUACAGAUCUCUAUGUCGACCUACAGCACAUGGAAGAUAGUACACAAGACACAUUCAUAUCAAAAAGGGCAGAUUAUGAUCCCGAGGUGGCUUUGAAAGAUUCUUUGCAACCUUAUGAAGCUGCUUAUCUAUCAAAAUCCUUAUCUCGACUCUUCGAUCCUAUCAAUUUGGUUUUCCCCUCUGGUGGUCGUAAUCCUCCUUCUUCAGAUGAACUUGAAGGUAUCAUUAAAACUAUAGCAAGUGAACUAAAUGUAGCUGCUGUUGAUGCAAACCUCACAUUAGCUGUGUCAAAAAAUGUGGCAAAGACCAUUCAGCUAUAUGGUGUAAAAUCAGAGAAUCUUCUUUGCACACAAGGAGAUGCAAGUCAGGUAAUUGGACCUCUGACUGACGGGCAAAGAAGAAAUGUAGCAGUAGUGAAUUCACUGUUUAAGUUACACCAGUCAGUGACAAAGGUGGUUUCCAGCCAGAGCUCAUUCCCACCAGCUGCUGAGCAAACUAUAAUUUCAGCCCUAAAGACAAUCCAUGUUCUUAUGGGAAAUGCUAUUCAACCCUUACUGACUUCAGUGGGAGAUGCUAUUGAGGCCAUAAUCAUCACCAUGCAUCAAGAAGAUUUCUCUGGAUCAUUAUCCAGCUCAGGAAAACCUGAUGUUCCUUGUUCUCUGUACAUGAAGGAGCUUCAAGGUUUCAUUGCCAGAGUUAUGAAUGACUACUUUAAACACUUUGAGUGCUUGGAUUUUGUCUUUGACAGCACUAAGGCUAUUGCUCAAAGAGCGAUUGAACUUUUUAUCCGCAAUGCAAGUCUUGUAAGACCUCUUGGUGAAAGUGGGAGAAUGCGGCUGGCUGCUGAUUUUGCACAGAUGGAGUUGGCUCUGGGUCCAUUCUGCAGAAGAAUAUCUGAUUUAGGACAGCCCUAUAGAAUGCUAAGAUCAUUCAGACCACUGCUUUUCCAGACAAGUGAAAAUGUGGCCAAGAGUUCAUCAGUGGGGGACAUUAUUCCAGUCAGCAUUGUCAUUCAGUUUUUGUUCGCAAGUGCACCUGCUGAGCUUAAAUCUCCUUUCCAGAGGGCAGAAUGGUCCCACGCACGCUUCUCCCAGUGGUUGGAUGACCAUCCAUCUGAAAAGGACAGACUCCUCCUCAUCAGAGGAGCCCUGGAAGCUUACGUUCAGUCCGUAAGAAGUAGAGGCGGCAAAGAAUUUGCACCAGUUUACCCCAUAAUGGUUCAACUGCUUCAAAAAGCUAUGUCUGCUCUUCAGUAAAGUAUUCAUUUUGUGUUAACCAUUCAAGGUUGGCAAUUAAACUAACACAUAAUCUCUAGAUAGAUACUUUCUAUUUUAAGAAUGUACUUGAUUUUUCCCAGCAUUUCUUAUUGAUCUCUUUCCAUAUACUUUCAUGAUUCUACUACCUGAGUAGCAUAAAGUGUCAGAUUCACACCACCAUCUUCCUAUUCCAUAGACCCUGUUUCCAGAGAUUCAGCCAUUUCAGAUUUCUUUAAAAGGCUAAAAUUUCUUUUCUGUCACCUAAUAAAUCUGUGUAUAGGUACACACACUUAUCAAGUCCCAUUGCAUUGUGAGAAUGUGACCUAGCGGUGGAAGUACCCUGCUUCCAGAAGCAACCUUCAUCUUUACUAGAAAACUGUUCUAGAAACUUUACUAGAAAAAUGUUCAUCCAGUGAAGUCAGUUCAUCUGUGACCAUGGGGUAAUUUCCCAGUGGGAAGGUAGGGGGUGACUCAGAACUCAUGGUGGGAAUGUUGUGCAACUGCACCCCUAUUAUCUUAUGAUCUUGUUAAUCCAUAUUAAAUCACUAAUAAAAAUCUUUUAAAAUA
Erinaceus europaeus (western European hedgehog) is the source of this 3155-nucleotide messenger RNA. It is a transcript of the gene COG5, whose product is annotated as component of oligomeric golgi complex 5. Gene Ontology annotation, biological process: intra-Golgi vesicle-mediated transport. Lineage: Eukaryota; Metazoa; Chordata; Mammalia; Eulipotyphla; Erinaceidae. The record is from RefSeq and is a predicted model, not a curated record. Gene Ontology annotation, cellular component: COG complex. The coding region runs from base 24 to 2588 and encodes 854 amino acids. The transcript has 22 exons.